Messenger RNA from Hydatigera taeniaeformis, 1080 nucleotides. Lineage: Eukaryota; Metazoa; Platyhelminthes; Cestoda; Cyclophyllidea; Taeniidae. The record is from the annotation of a GenBank genome assembly.
AUGGUGGAUAGGGGUGUUUCGCAGCAAAGUCUGCUUCUCAACAGCGGUUACAGGAUUCCGCAACUUGGCUUUGGAACCUUUGAUGUGAUAAGGCCCGCUUUUAUUGAUUGCGAGUUAAGUGCUGCCAAAGAAGUUGUGACAAAUGCUGUGGAAUUGGCGCUCAGCGCUGGCUAUCGCCACGUCGAUUGUGCCAUGAUCUACGACAACGAGGCGGAAAUUGGGAAGGGUCUAGUGGCUGCUAUGAGGAAUCUCAAGUUGGAACGUGAAGACAUUUUUGUCACCUCAAAGCUUUGGUGUGACAAUCAUGCGCCAGAAGAUGUCCACAAGGCCUGCGAACUGUCGGUCAAGCGGCUUGGUCUGGAGUAUUUGGACCUUUACCUGGUACACUUCCCUGCGUCCUUCAGAUCCAAGGAGGACAAGCUAUUCGACCCGUUUGACUCGAACUCAGUUGUGUUUGAAUACCAUAGACUUGAGGACACUUGGAAGGCCAUGGAGGAGCUAGUGUCGACUGGACUCGUCAAGUCGAUUGGGGUGUCCAACUUUAACAAACGGCAAAUGGAACGCAUUUUGGCAUCAUGUACUAUUCCGCCGGCAGUGAAUCAAGUUGAAGUUAAUAUUAACUGGCUCAACACGAAGCUGAUUGAGUUUUGUCACUCGAGGAAUAUUGUGGUAGAGGGGUAUUCACCCCUGGGUUCGCCCGGUUUCCUGAGUAGGUCAAUGUAUGUCGACACUACUGAUUUGCACAAUGUUUGUGCAAGUGGUGUCAAGUGGUAUCACUUGCAUGAUUCUUGUAGGGGCAAGAUGAAGUCGCUGUUGGAGGAGGAGGCUGUGUUUGAGAUUGCGCUGAAGCAUAGGAAGACACCGGCACAAGUUUUGCUGCGUCAUGGCUUGCAGAGAGGCAUCGUUGUUCUGGUGAAGAGUGUCACUCCUGAGCGCAUAAAGACGAAUUUCGAUGUGUUUGACUUCGAACUGACUGAUGAGGAGGUGGACAGGUUGAACAAGGCUGGUUCGAACGAACGGCUUGUGGUGGUACCGGCUUUGAAGGGACAUCCGGAUUACCCAUUCGACGAUGAAUUUUAA